This is a messenger RNA of Adineta ricciae, 1884 nucleotides long. The record is from the annotation of a GenBank genome assembly. NCBI's taxonomy places the organism in Eukaryota, Metazoa, Rotifera, Eurotatoria, Adinetida, Adinetidae.
AUGUCAUCCAUGACGACUCGCAAAGUAGAUUCUUCUGGUAAAACUUAUUGCACGAAAUCUCACGACCAAAUAUCUGUCGAAACAACCGGAUUAGCUAUGGGAAUCAAUGGUAAUCAUUCAUUUGAGGCCACUCCAUCGCCCUCAUCGAUCGCAUCAACGAGUACAAUUGAACAUUCCAUGAAAGAUCGACAUAGGAUCUUAUCAUCAACGUUAAAAAAUGAUCAUUCCCAUCUGACUGCUAAACGUCGUUCUCGUUUUGAACGCCUCUUUCAUCAUACACAAUUGAUUAAUCGACACUAUAUGAUGAACAUGACGAACAUUUUAUUGCAAAUGCAAAGAGAAAUUCAUAAACUAAAACGACGUACCAGUCGCAUGGAACAAUCUGUGGUUAAACAAACUAAAAUGGUACAACCAGUUAUUCGUAUUCCUCGACUGACCAGAGAUGAACUUUCGACAAUCUGCAUUUUUGAUAAUGACAACGAUGUGCAUGAGAAUGAAGCAACUACCGAUGGCAAUAACAAUGAAAUAACGCUCACCCAUCCUCGAAAAUCGAUAACAUCGAAGAGCAUCAAGCGCUUAAAAUCGAAACACAAGCGUAUGAAAGCAAUUUUGGGUUUAAAAAACAAAUCGAAACGUGCUAUCUGGAUUAAUAAUCGACAAAAGGCAAUAGAUCCCAACAAAUAUUGCUCAACAUGUCGACAUGAAUUUUCCAAACGAUCGAAUUUUCUUACGCAUGUUCGAAAUAUUCACAAAGGUAAAUGUCCACCUUUGAUCAACGAACAAGAUCAAUCACUUUUGGAAAUGAAUGAAGAAAGUGCAACACGUGACCAUUCAGGUGUAGUUUCGGAUGAAGAUGCGCAGUCUUUACAAGCGUUGAAUAAAUCAUGGGCUACGAAUCAGCAAAAGUCGCACGCGCGAAGCAGUGUGAAAUUAUCUCGCGAACCAAAACGAAGAUUGAAACUUAAGUGUGAUGUCUGUAACAAAUUCUUUCGAUCGGAUUACCUCAAAUCACAUAGACAACGUGCUCAUCAUGAUCAACAAAUCUUGUCGAGUUCAAGCGAAGGCAACUCAAGUUCUGAGCAAUCUGAAACGGCUUCGAAUCGAUCAUUGAAUGAAAAUGUUACAUCUAACGAAAUGCUGCGUCCAUGUGUAUCAAACACACCUGCAACAAUAACAAUAGCUGAAAUGGAUUCUGACGAUGCACCAAUUCUCUUCCGCAAUGAUUCAGCGCCUCGAAUUGUUCUUGCUGUUACAUGCCUCGAAAGCUAUCAGAUAGAAUUAGUCGAGAAAUUUAUCGAAAAAUUCUCUUCUCGUGUUUGUCAAACAGCUUCUAUCGAUUCUCGAACAACGCAUCUAAUUACCAACGAUGAAAAAAGUCCAUUACGUUCGCCAUUGUCCAUGAAGUUAAUCGAGGCUAUUGCUCAUCAUUGUUUCUGUGUAUCGUACCGUUGGAUAAGCGAUUGUCUUAAUCAGGACCGAAUUCUCGAUGAAACUUCAUACGAGAUCGAAGGCGACGAUACUGAUGUUCUUCCACACGGUGGACCGCGCCGUUCGCGUUUCGUUCCAAAUCGUCAUUCGCUUUUCGAAAAUAUUUGUUUUAUGAUCAAAUGUACAGAAAACUCUGAUAUACGAAUGACGAAUGAACGUUUAGAAGAUUUAAUCACCACAUGUGGUGGACAAAUCAUAACCUGUGUAACACAACGAUUACUUGAUAAGCACCAAAUCAUCGUGCUCUGUGAUAUGAUGUAUGUGUCCGAACGACGUCACAAUUAUGAUCAAUGUCGAUCAUUAGGUAUACAUUUUGUUUCGUCAGACUGGGUGCUCGAAUCUAUUCUUGAAUAUCGACGAAAACCUUUUUCAUUAUUUGAAGAAGUUCCCUUAUAA